Molecule: messenger RNA, 4064 nt
Organism: Anopheles funestus (African malaria mosquito)
Lineage: Eukaryota; Metazoa; Arthropoda; Insecta; Diptera; Culicidae
Exons: 5
Coding region: 374-2320 (648 amino acids)
Cellular component (GO): ribonucleoprotein complex; nucleus; cytoplasm
Molecular function (GO): RNA binding; ATP binding; RNA helicase activity
Source: RefSeq, a predicted model, not a curated record
AUGGAAAGAGAUUAUGCUGCAAAAUGAAAGGCACAGCUAUUGCCCAUCGUCUGCCCGGUGCUCGGUGAAAAUGUUUUUCUUCAUAAAACAGAAGCGCGUAUUGCUGAGUACAAAGAAAUAAACUCCGUGCAGUGUAAACUGCUGGCUUCAUGUUUGUUAUUCUUGUAUACAACAUUCCGUGCAGGUUUGUGGUAAAACGUCAAACGAAAAGGAAAGCAAAAGAGUAGAAGCAGAUUAAGCCACUAGUUUCGGGUUGCAUUUUUGUGAUUAUCCAUCGGUAUAAUUGGUUCCUAUAUCAUAUCAAGGGUGUGAUUCAGUUCUUCCUUCGCGGCGAAAGUAGCAGAACAUACAUUACCACUUGCAGGGAACAACGAUGAGCCGCAAUGGAAGGCGUCGUAGUCGCAGUAGAAGUCCUCGGGGACGGGGUGGAAUGGUGGGAAAUCGGUAUGAAAUCGGUAAACUGCAGACGCUCAGACCGGUGCAGUGGUCUCAGCUAAAGUUGGAAACGAUCGUACGUGAACCGUAUCGUUCUAAAGCAUCCUACCGGCGUUCCGAGCGUGAGAUUUCCGAGUGGCGUCGAUCGAAGGAAAUAACGACGAAAGGUCAUGAUAUCCCCGAUCCCAUAUUUACCUUCGAAGAGUCUGGUUUUCCGGCAGAAAUUAUUGACGAGUUGCGGUAUGCUGGGUUUACCUCGCCAACGCCAAUACAAGCCCAGGGUUGGCCGAUUGCAUUGUCUGGACGAGACAUGGUCGGUAUUGCGAAGACGGGAUCGGGUAAAACGCUAUCCUACCUGAUACCCGCCUUGAUACACAUCGAUCAACAGCCGCGACUCCGGCGAGGUGACGGACCAAUUGCGCUAAUUCUCGCACCAACGCGCGAACUGGCACAGCAAAUCAAACAAGUGGCUGAUGACUUUGGACGUGCGCUAAAGUACAAGAACACCUGCCUAUUUGGAGGUGGGAAGAAGCGAAAGCAGCAGGAUGAUUUGGAGUACGGAGUGGAAAUUGUAAUUGCUACACCGGGUCGGUUAAUCGACUUUCUGUCAAGUAAUCAGACGAAUCUGCGACGCUGCUCAUACUUGGUGUUGGAUGAAGCCGAUCGCAUGCUGGACAUGGGAUUUGAACCGCAGAUACGCACUAUUAUCGAGCAGAUCCGCCCUGACCGCCAGACACUGAUGUGGUCUGCAACGUGGCCAGAUAUAGUCGCCCGGCUUGUGAAGGAUUAUCUGAAGGAUUACGCACAGAUAAACGUCGGAUCCUUGAAGCUGGCAGCGAAUCAUAACAUCCUGCAAAUCAUCGAUGUGUGCCAGGAGUAUGAGAAAGAAUCGAAAUUAAGCAUUCUAUUGCGCGAAAUUAUGGCGGAAAAGGAAUGCAAAACGAUUAUCUUUAUCGAGACAAAGAAGCGCGUGGAUGAUAUAACGCGAAAGGUGAAGCGCGAUGGUUGGCCGGCUCGGUGUAUUCAUGGAGACAAAUCACAAACCGAACGUGAUGCAACAUUGAACUCAUUCCGUUCCGGCAGGACGCCGAUAUUGAUUGCCACUGAUGUGGCAGCUCGUGGUCUUGAUGUGGAUGAUGUUAAGUUUGUCAUAAACUUUGAUUUUCCCACCACAUCGGAAGAUUAUAUACAUCGUAUUGGGCGCACGGGACGGUGCAAUAACACUGGUACAGCGUACACGUUCUUUACUCCCAACAAUGCGUCUAAAGCGCGCGAUCUGAUAGAUGUUUUGAAGGAAGCAAAACAGGUGAUCAAUCCAAAGCUGGUCGAAUUGGCGAACAUGAAGAUCAAAUCUAGAGGUAAUCGACACAUGACGUCACGUUAUCCACGGGAACGACGAUCUCGUACCCGUUCCAAAUCGAAAUCACGUUCUCCCAUACGCAAUCGCAGACCUGCAGUGCCGGAUAGGCGUCGUUCACACACGCGUUCCCGAUCGCGGUCACGAACGCCUAUCCGGCGCACUUCGUUGGUUCGACGGGAUAUUCGUCCCAGAGGGUCACCCGGACGACGCAGCAUAUCGCGCAGCCCGCGACGUAGCGGAAGCGUUAACCGCCGUCGAUUGAUUCCGGUAACGCGUAAAGCUUCCCGUUCACCACCUCCAAGCCGCAGCCCAGUGAUAGGCCGCAGAGCCAACGGGCGCGAACUUAAAAAUGGACGCUCGUUGAGUCGUGAACGAGACCGGGAUCGCGAUCGAGAAAGGGAUAGAGACCGGGAACGCGAUCGCGAUCGCAUUCGGGAACGGGAGCGAGACCGUCGCCGGCGCAGUCGAAGUCGCAGCAGAAGUCGCAACGGCAAUGGUAGAGCAUCGUCAUACGACCGCUAUUAGAAGCACAACGAGCAAUGAUCAUCAUCGAACAACAAAUUGAACAACAAUUGGCAAUCAUUUUGCUUUGAAAGCUAGUGGUACAAAAGAAACAAAAAAAACAACAAAACGAGUUAAUGGGGCAAGAUAUUGAAUUUUCAUCCAUUAUCGAACUAAACUCCCCUUAGGGGUGUUGCAAAUGGUUUUCCUCAAGCCGACUGACAAUCGUCGGAACAUAAUCAAUCACUCAUCAGUGAGCAGAAGUAUUAUGGAUCGUCCAUAUUGUAAAUCCCAUUAAGGUUAGGUUCUUCGCCUAACGUAACACAACAUAUGCCCAAAUGGUGUUCUCAUUUUUUAUGGCAUAUUUUGACACAGAAGGGUUAAAAAACGCUCUUUGGGUACAAAUUUAGUUGCCAAAAUGCAUUUUUGUUUGCCUUUGUUAGCAUAUGUUAGGCGUUAGGCGGGCAUACACCAAUGGACAAAGAACAUUGAACAAUCGGAAUAAUUCCUAACCGAGAUAGAAAUUCUCACAAAACGAGGAAUAAAAUGUUUGACAAACAAUCCUCGCCUUUAGAAGUAAAGUAUGAUUUAACAUUAUAGAAGAGAAAGCGAUAAAAGAAAGGAAGGAAAGCACAUUACAAAUUACAACAAUGCCCGGUGGCGGAGCAACAUCCUCCGAAAUAUACUCUUCUUUUUAAAACGGCAGAUGUUGAGAGAUAGAAAUGCAUUUUGUAGUUACGUUUUAGUUUUACACCACAAAAUCGUUGAAAGUUGGGAAGAUGGUAGGUAGGUGCAGGUUAUAGGCGAAGUUUUUAAGUUAUGUACUAGUGAACUUUAUGCAAUAGGAAAUUCAUAAAGAACUUGAAACAGACGUUGUUUUAAUUGCAGUGAGAUACAUAGUAAGUGGAAUAUAGUAAGAUGGUAGGAAACAUGGAAACAUCGUAAUCAAGGGCCAUACGCAGCCGUUGCAGCGAUGCAAACGGUUGGUCAAAUAGUACAUAGUCGAUAGUGUACUGCGUAACAACACGUCCGGUCUGGGCUACAGUCUUGGGAGAUUGUAUCUCUCAUAAGAAUCCCUGAUUAUUCGGCUCUACGUAACUCAAAGUUACAGAUAGCCAGCCAUGAGGCAACGCAGGCCAAGCGACCUAAUACGUUUGUUGAGCCAAAUAAGGCGGAGAAAAGAUAUAAAAAAGAUAUAACCAGGUAUUUGUAACUAUACCCCAUUCCUAUGCUUACUUAUGUAUAUUAUAUGAAAAGAACUCUAUGUAAAACAUGCUGUAUUGCUAUUACUUAUUUCUUCAAAAAUUAGAAAACCCGCUAGAAUUUGCUAAUUUGCCGAAAUCUAGCCAAAAUACGUAAAUUGGUCGAUAAUGCUAGGAAUCUGGGGUCGGUAAAUUGUUCACAAAAAAGGCUAGAUAGUAAACAAAUCUGGAACUGACGGCAAGGCAUUAAAUUUUUCUCGGGUCGAAUAAAUUUGGCCCGCAGGUCUGACUUUACCAUCUUCUGUUUUAGGGGAAACAAUAAUGUAUGAGCCAAGCAUUAGUUACUUACGUACAGCAUUUGUUUUAGUUGCCUUCAUAGAAAUCGAAAAUGGCUUACUUUCAUCACUUAAUCAGAGCUAAUUUAGUAUGGCUCAUCUAUUAUCAAAUUGAUGCAAACGCGCACUGAGGACAGAAGCAGAUUGCAUUUUUGACUAAUGUGGUGUGUGUACAAUUUUGUCUAACAAAAGUUUUGAUAUGAAUAAAAGUGUACGUAUAUGUAAACGCAA